CCCACGACGGAACUGGCGGAAGUGACAUUAUCAGCACGCGCCAGGAGUCUUGCGGGGUCGGGAAGGGUCGCCGUGGCUGGCGUCUGGGCCGCCAGCAGUUUAACUUCGUUUUCGUGGGUGCGUCGUCAUCUAUACAGUGACUCCAGGCAGCAUCACUGUUUCUUGGUGUGCGAAGAUAACCCAGAGAACUGAGGACAUUGCUGAGGACAGCGUGCUGGGGAUGCUCUAGGAAAAGAUUUAAGUGUUGAAGAAAGUGAGCACCAUGGAUCAGAACAACAGCCUGCCUCCUUACGCUCAGGGCUUGGCUUCCCCCCAGGGUGCCAUGACUCCUGGAAUCCCCAUCUUUAGUCCAAUGAUGCCUUAUGGCACAGGACUGACACCACAGCCUAUUCAGAACACCAAUAGUCUGUCUAUUUUAGAAGAGCAACAAAGACAGCAGCAGCAGCAGCAGCAGCAGCAGCAGCAACAGCAACAGCAGCAGCAGCAGCAACAGCAGCAGCAGCCAGCAGUGGCAACUGCAGCAGCUGCAGUACAGCAGUCAACAUCUCAGCAGGCAACACAGGGGGCCUCAGGCCAGACCCCACAGCUCUUCCAUUCUCAGACUCUGACUACUGCACCCUUGCCAGGCACCACCCCCCUGUACCCUUCCCCCAUGACCCCCAUGACCCCUAUCACUCCUGCUACACCAGCCUCUGAGAGCUCUGGCAUCGUACCGCAGCUGCAAAAUAUUGUGUCCACAGUGAAUCUUGGUUGUAAACUUGACCUAAAGACCAUUGCACUUCGUGCCCGAAAUGCUGAAUAUAACCCCAAGCGGUUUGCUGCUGUAAUCAUGAGAAUAAGAGAGCCACGGACCACGGCACUGAUUUUCAGUUCAGGAAAAAUGGUGUGCACCGGAGCCAAGAGUGAAGAACAGUCCAGACUAGCAGCAAGAAAAUAUGCCAGAGUUGUACAGAAGUUGGGUUUUCCAGCUAAGUUCUUAGACUUCAAGAUUCAGAAUAUGGUGGGGAGUUGUGAUGUGAAGUUUCCCAUAAGGUUGGAAGGCCUUGUCCUCACCCACCAGCAGUUCAGUAGCUAUGAGCCCGAGUUAUUUCCCGGAUUAAUCUACAGAAUGAUCAAACCCAGAAUUGUUCUCCUUAUUUUUGUUUCUGGAAAAGUUGUAUUAACAGGUGCUAAAGUCAGAGCAGAAAUCUACGAAGCAUUUGAAAACAUCUACCCCAUCCUAAAAGGAUUCAGGAAGACUACGUAGUGGCUGCCUUGUAUUCCUGCCUCCCCGACCCACUUGUUUUUUGAAAACAAAUCAGUUUUGGUACCUCUGAUGGUGCAGUUGAAAAAGAUGGACGCUCAGUUACAGGUUGAGGCACCAGGCGACACUCUUCUUUCCGUGUCCCACUGUAGGAUGCUGGGAAGUUGCUUUUUCUGCACUGAGAUCACCCUGCAGCAUUACUGUGAGUUGCUCGUACUGUGCUGCUAUUUGGGCAGCGUUGCCCGCUUAUUUAUAUUUUAAACACUGAUGUUGACAAGUUGGUUGGCUGAAGAGACAGAACUCAAGUGUUCAAGACACGUGUACAAUUGGACUUUUAAUUUUGUUUAAUUUUUUUCCCCAUAAACUACAGUUUUUAUAUUUCUACCAGAAAAGUAAUAAUCUUUUUUAAAAGUGUUGUUUUUCUAAUUUGUAACUCUUUGGGGUUAUUUUUGUGCCAGACACAUUCCACCUUUCCAGUAUUGCAGGACAGAAUAGCUGUAUUAAUGAAAACAAAUGGCUGUACAUAUUUUUCUUUCUUCAGAGUACUCUGCACACAACAAAACGCAGUUUAUAAAAGUGUUAGAUUGUUCUUAUAAGAUACCUUGUAAGAGUCAUGUGAUCAUACUGUUAAAAAAUUGUAUUUUAGAUAUAAUGUCUGAAACCAUU
Molecule: messenger RNA, 1909 nt
Organism: Castor canadensis (American beaver)
Lineage: Eukaryota; Metazoa; Chordata; Mammalia; Rodentia; Castoridae
Gene: Tbp
Product: TATA-box binding protein
Biological process (GO): DNA-templated transcription initiation
Molecular function (GO): DNA binding
Source: RefSeq, a predicted model, not a curated record